GUAAAAAAGAAAGAAAGAAUAAAAAAGAAGAAAAGAAAAAAAAAAUAGAGAAUAAACGCCAAAUUCGCAUCUUCCGUUCCUUGCAGAUCUGCUAACUCUUCGGUUUCUCUCAAUUGAAAUCAUCUUCGUUCCCACCGAAGCCUCCCAAAACCCUCGUCCUCUAAGGUUUGUGAAUUGGAUGGAAGGAACUGUAGGCAGCAGUGCCUCUGCUGCUGCUGCACCCGUGAACCAAUGGUGGCAGGAAUUCUCAAAGAUGUUCCAGUAUUACCUGGAUAAAUCUACGCCUCACGCCACCUAUAGGUGGAUUGGGACUUUGGCAAUCGUGUCGAUUUAUGUCUUGAGGGUUUUUUAUGUCCAGGGAUUUUACAUUGUGUCUUAUGGGCUUGGAAUUUACUUGCUGAACCUCUUGAUUGGGUUCUUGUCCCCUUUGGUUGAUCCUGAGCUGGAGCCUAAUGCUGAUGGACCUUUGCUUCCCACUAAGGGUUCCGACGAGUUCAAACCGUUCAUUCGACGGCUUCCCGAGUUUAAGUUUUGGUAUUCUUUCACUAAGGCUUUUUGCAUAGCAUUUGUGAUGACUUUCUUUUCUGUAUUUGAUGUUCCUGUCUUCUGGCCUAUAUUGCUCUGUUACUGGAUUGUUCUCUUUGUCCUUACAAUGAGGCGUCAAAUUGCACACAUGAUAAAGUACAAAUAUAUUCCAUUUAACAUUGGAAAACAGAAGUACACUGGGAAGAGAUCUUCUGCUAGUAGCAGUGGCAGUCGUGCAGACUGAAGCUUUGUCAUGUCACGAUUUGAAGAAUACAGAUCUCAAAGUUAGGUUUUGUGAACAUUCAGGAUAGUUAUUUUUUCUCCUUUAUCUUGCGGAAUUUGUAGUCAGUAUUAUGGAUGCCAAUCUGCAGUUACAGAAAUAUUAUUUGUGUCCAACCCGUUUUAUGAAAAACAGAAGACAUGCUAAUGCUGGCAGUGAACAACAUUGUUGAUAUGCAUCAAUAUUUGGUUCAGUUUUA
Arachis duranensis is the source of this 1004-nucleotide messenger RNA. Its product is annotated as protein RER1A. Gene Ontology annotation, cellular component: Golgi membrane. The record is from RefSeq and is a predicted model, not a curated record. NCBI's taxonomy places the organism in Eukaryota, Viridiplantae, Streptophyta, Magnoliopsida, Fabales, Fabaceae. The transcript has 4 exons. The coding region runs from base 179 to 769 and encodes 196 amino acids. Gene Ontology annotation, biological process: protein retention in ER lumen; retrograde vesicle-mediated transport, Golgi to endoplasmic reticulum.